Molecule: messenger RNA, 1224 nt
Organism: Caenorhabditis elegans
Lineage: Eukaryota; Metazoa; Nematoda; Chromadorea; Rhabditida; Rhabditidae
Source: the annotation of a RefSeq genome assembly
CUUAUUACGUCACUGUUGAUGCAGUAUUGAGCGGUUAUUGCACCUAUUGGAAUCCAAUAGUAGUGUGCCGCAGAGUUGCACUAUUUCACUGUUCUAUCCUCUUUUUUCAUAUUGUCCAAUUGCACAGUUAUUGUCAUUCUUGAAAUUAUGUCCCACCGUAAUUUUGUUCCGUUCCCUCUCUGUCGUCUCCCAUUUCUUGUGAAGAAGAGUGUUAUUCUCAAUAUGAACCUUGUCUUAAUAAUCGAUAUAUCUCUACUUUCAAAACGGAUUAUUAAAAGAUCGCUAUAGAUUAUCAGCUGAAUUUGAGCCGAAUAGUAGUUUAUUCGGUAUUUUUUGUCAAAACAGUCCUGGCGUCACACUCUAUGACCGCCUUAUCACGGGAAGUCUCGAAACGUUUAAAGAUCAAUUCGAAACAUCAGAAGACAGUCGAUUACAACCUAGAUAUAUUUUUGAUGAAGCCGUGUUUAGUGAGAAUAUCGAAGCCACGUAUUGGCAGGAUCAAUGGACUGGAGCAUUGAAGCUGACUACUUUUCUUCUAAACCUUUUCAGUAAUCCUCCAUUAAACUUCGAAGUUAACUUCGGUAAAGUGACUACCCAGAUUCAGUCAUUCAUUGACUGGCUUCUUCAUUAUCAACCGGCAUUUACCAAUGCUAGGUUCAAAUCAGACGAAACAAUUCCAGGACAAUAGGGAAAUACGCUCAUUAUUGGAGAAUAUAAAUGUGUCGGACAGAUUUAACUUUUUUAUAGAUUCAAGUGAGAAAUUCGAAUGCAAUAAAAAAUUCAACUUGAAGACAUUGAAUUUAUAUCCCGUUGUAUGUAUUAAGAACGUGCUAGAAUACCACUGUGAAACAAUUGUUAUUUCCAACGGAUUGGAUAUGAAAGAUCUAAAUAUUUAUAUUAAAGACUGGAUGAAUGGAAAUCAGAAGAAACUCAGUUGUUUGAAAGUUAGCAAAUUAAAAUUGAAAUGGGAAGAGCUGAUAGAAGGAAUCCCUUUUUCGCAUUAUUUUCCACGGCACGGAAUUCUACCUCAAGAAAAGAAAAUAAUAAUUGAAAGAUGAUGGUGUGAAAGCAACAAUACAAAUUCUUGUUUGGAAUUCCAAUCACCAAACAUUCCAAAUGAUUAUGAGUGUAGAACAAUAAUAAUAUGUACCAAAUGAGUGUUUUUUUAAACCUUUUUGCCUUAUUCGUUAACAAAUUUCUAAAUAAACCUUUAUGAUUAUCCUU